AUGAGCAUGAACAGUAAAGAUAUAGAUAAAUUAGAAGCGUCGUCUUCAGAAGAGGAGGAGGAGAUAAAGGAGAAAUAUGAUAGCCACAGUCGGCCGUCAUCUUCCAACAGCACGACGCCGGCGAAUCCAGCGAGUGCGAAUCCUACAAAGUCGCACAAUCACGGCAGCACAUCGCCAACGACGCCACGCCUGCCGAGCAGCUUAGCAGCGAAAAUGGCAGCGAUGGUGAAUAGAGGCAGAGUAUCGAAAGAAAGAGACACUGGCAGCACGAGCAGCGGUGGUAAUGUGAGCAACAUGCAAUCGAAAGGUGGCCAGCCAGUGGGAGCUGGGCUUCGGAGCAUGCGUCAAGCGCCCCUCCCGCCGAACCAGCUGCGUGAGAAGAUGGAAGCCAUGUCAAUGAAUGACAAGGUGGAAGUGGAGAGGUCAUCUCCACAGCAGAAAACAGCAGCAACGCCCUCACCCCCUGGUGGACUCGCAGCGAGACGGGGUAUGAAACUUAGCAUGAACAACAACCCCGCGCCACCAGCAGGCAACACACCCAAAAAGCGUGGCCCGCCUGGAAAGCUGAACCUCAGCAACGAUGACGGCAAGCACGAUACCCCUUUCUCCAAAUUCUCAGACAUCGUUGACCCUUCUGGUAAACUCAAUUUCGGAGAAGGGAAGGCAGUGCUGCAUGCAUCAGGAGUCAACUUUUCCACCGGGCACUCAUUUAAUAUUAAAAUCGAAGAUCUAGAACUGCAGGAGGAGCUUGGCAGGGGAGCGUACGGAGGGGUGCGCAAAGCCAAGCACAGAUCGACAGGCGUGGUGAUGGCAAUUAAGGAGAUACAAUUAGAACUAGACAAGAGUAAACUCGCAGGUAUUGCUAUGGAAUUGGAUAUCCUUCAUCGCGCAGUCAAGCCCCAGAUAGUUGAGUUUUACGGUGCAUUCUUCGUCGAAGGCUGUAUUUUUUACUGCAUGGAGUUCAUGGAUGCGGGAUCGCUCGAUAAACUCUACUCGCCUACAUUCGGUGUACCCGAGGAUAUCCUAGCGUUUGUGACGAAGAAUCUGAUCAUUGGAUUACAAUUCCUCAAAGAUGAUCUGCAGAUUAUACACAGAGACGUCAAACCCACAAACGUGCUAAUCAACAGACGCGGUAAAGUCAAGAUAUGUGAUUUCGGUGUAUCGGGACAACUCGAGAAGUCACUAGCCAAGACCAACAUAGGAUGUCAAUCGUACAUGGCACCAGAAAGAAUACAGUCACCAGAAAGUGGUGUGCACGCCUCGUUUUACACUGUAAGCUCCGACGUUUGGAGUCUAGGAUUAACAAUGGUGGAGUGUUCGCGCGGUGAAUACCCAUACUCUUUCUCGAAUGUCCUCGCGCAACUGCAGGAGAUAGUCAAAGGACCAGCGCCCGAACUGCCAGCUACAUACUCGGAAACGGCAAAGGACUUUAUACACUCGACGCUGCGCAAGGACCCGAACGCGCGACCACAAUACCAGGAAUUACUGGAACAUCCCUUCCUUGCAUAUGACAAAGAGCCAGAUGUGUUUAGGUGGAUUGAAGACGCACUGAGGGCUAAGAACGGCGGCAACUUGCCAGAUUCGAUACCAGAGUCUGAACCUAGUCAUCAUUAUGAGAGGUCGCAUUAG
Messenger RNA from Wallemia ichthyophaga EXF-994, 1629 nucleotides. RefSeq names its product Protein kinase wis1. The transcript is spliced from 3 exons. Lineage: Eukaryota; Fungi; Basidiomycota; Wallemiomycetes; Wallemiales; Wallemiaceae. The record is from RefSeq and is a predicted model, not a curated record. Bases 1 to 1629 code for a protein of 542 amino acids. Gene Ontology annotation, biological process: protein phosphorylation; cellular hyperosmotic response; MAPK cascade. Gene Ontology annotation, molecular function: ATP binding; MAP kinase kinase activity.